GUUCGAACCGAACUUCCGACGCACAGGUGAGGUUAAAAAAAAUCUAUCAAUAACGGCAAUAAUCUGUUUAUAUAAAACAGAGCGAGCAAGUGUAUUGAAUUUGUUGGCUGCUCUGGAUUCAUGACUGAAAAAUGCCCAGAUUUCGUGAGCGUCCAGGGCAUGCACAAUGCCAUCCCGCCACACAAACACCUCCUGACCAGAGCAGUCUGAUAGCUAACAGAUACAUCCUCCAGCAGAGACUCGGGAAGGGCAGCUUCGCCACUGUUUACCUUGUUAAAGAUACAAAGGCAGCAGCAGCAGCGGAGAGACUGAAGGUGCUUAAGGAGAUUCCUGUUGGUGGUCUGAAACCCAAUGAGACGGUCCAUGCCACUCAAGAGGCUCAGCUUCUCUCUCAGCUGAACCAUCCUGCCAUCCUCAAGUUCUACACCAGCUUCCUGGAGAGAGACGCCUUCUGCAUCAUCACUGAGUACUGUGAGGACAAAGAUUUGGACUGUAAGUUGGAAGAGCUGAAGCGCACAGGCCGGACGUUAUCAGAGCCUCAGGUCUGUGAAUGGCUCUGUCAGCUUCUGUUGGGAGUACAUUACAUACAUCAGAGGAGAAUACUUCACAGAGAUCUAAAGGCCAAAAAUAUAUUUAUAAGGAAGAACAUUGUUAAGAUAGGUGACUUUGGUGUAUCCUGUCUGCUGAUGGGGUCAUGUGACCUGGCGACUACCUUCACAGGCACUCCGUACUACAUGAGCCCUGAAGCCCUCAGUCACAGAGGAUACGACUCCAAAUCAGACAUCUGGUCUUUAGGCUGUAUCCUUUAUGAGAUGUGCUGUUUGGCGCAUGCUUUUGAAGGGCAGAACUUCUUGACUGUGGUAACGAUGAUUGUGGAGGGACCUACUCCAUCCCUGCCAGAAACAUACUCACGGCAGCUCAACUCUCUAAUGCAAAGUAUGUUAGAAAAGGAUUCUUCAUGCAGGAUCUCGGCAGCAGAUGCGCUGAGGAGCAGGUUCAUUGAGGAGAGCUUGCAGAGCAUGAAACACAAGUUUUUUAGCCUGACGCUGCGAGACAAGUCGAUGGGGGGAGAGAGAGAUGCGUCGCAGAUACUGAGAGCACUGCAGAAGAAGGUACAUCUGCAGACACUGCGGGAGAGAUCAGAGGUGCAGAAAAUGAGCCCGAGAGAACGCAUGCGGCUCCGGAAACUCCAAGCAGCAGAUGAGAAAGCAAGAAAGCUGAAGCAAAUUGUGGAGGAAAAGUACCAAGAAAACCACCUGCGCAUGCAAGAGUACAAGUCCAAAAAUUUUCAGAAAGUCAGUGUGGACGUUUUAAAGGUGAGAAUGGAAGAAGCAGUAAACCAGACCCAACCAAUUCAGAGUGAGACACCAAUAUCCGAUCUGUCAGGAAGCAUUUCUCAAAACUCUGAUAAGAUGUGCAAGUCUGUGUCAAAAGACCAUGCAAUCCCAGAGGAUCCUCAGGCGGCAGAGGCAUUUUACUCCGUGGAUGAAUUUGAGUCAUGCUCGGAGGAAGAUUCAGAUGGAGAGGAAGCAGAUAAUCUCCCCACAGACCCUUCCUGUCAGACAUGUGGACAGGACAGUGACCUGGAGGCCAUGAUCAGGCACAUGGAAAAUGUUCUGGAUGGUGACUUGGUUGGAGCUGAAGCAGAGGAACAGAAGUCUCAGCUGGGUUCUCUGGGAGCGAGUAGCAUCAAUACCUCCAUGGCUGAGGGCAGAAUACAGCGCAUGAAAGAGUCGGUGUGUCGGAAGCUAGGAGAGGAGGUGUUCCUGAAGGUCUAUGACUAUCUGAAGCAGGCCAGACAGAGGCAGGAGAGUGAAGAGAGCAUCAGACAGGCUCUGAUCCAGCUGGUGGAGAGGCCCGGUGAUUGCUUUGAAGUGGAUCAACUACUUUAUUAUGAAGAGCUGCUUGUGGCGGCACAGGAAAACACUGUAAGAUAACAAUGAAGCAGAUACACACACACACACUCACAGAUGUUAUCCGUCAACAACUAUAUAGAUCAAUUUAUGUACUUUUAAGAUCUGCAUGUGAUGCAACUUCAUAUUAUGUGAGUGCAAAUACUCUGUAAGGGUUGUGCAAAAUUCGGUAUAUAUAUA
Cyprinus carpio (common carp) is the source of this 2093-nucleotide messenger RNA. RefSeq names its product NIMA-related kinase 11. Gene Ontology annotation, biological process: protein phosphorylation. Gene Ontology annotation, molecular function: ATP binding; protein kinase activity. Lineage: Eukaryota; Metazoa; Chordata; Actinopteri; Cypriniformes; Cyprinidae. The record is from RefSeq and is a predicted model, not a curated record.